UAAACCCAUGAAUCUUCUACAGUGGUGGAUCCAGCACUGCAAGAAUUUGCCUGAGGAGAAUAGCUGACCUUCUCCUUGGACCAGCUUCUCCUAGUCUCAGAGCUGUGAGUUGGGCAGGCCAAGGCAAAGCAAAGGAUACAAUGUUCAGCCUGAAUGGUGCCAGAAGUGAGGGAUAUGUCCAAGAGUUGUUCCAUGAGGAAGCACAGCAGGUAUCUCAAACACAGACCAAGCCCUGGUGGAAGAUCCAGCUCUUUGUGUGGGAGCCAGUGCUUUUUGGAACAUGGGAUGGCGUCUUCACCUCCUGCAUGAUCAACAUUUUUGGAGUGGUUCUUUUCCUGAGGACAGGAUGGCUUGUGGGAAACACUGGCAUUGUAAUGGGCAUGUUUCUGGUGUCCUUUGUCAUCCUGGUUGCCCUGGUGACGGUCUUAUCUGGAAUUGGGGUGUGUGAGAAGUGCAGCGUUGGAAGUGGAGGGGUCUACUCCAUGAUUUCUACUGUCCUUGGAGGUCAAGUAGGGGGCACCAUUGGCCUCCUUUAUAUUUUCGGGCAGUGUGUUGCAGGUGCCAUGUACAUCACUGGCUUUGCAGAGUCCAUUGCAGAUGUCCUGAGCCUCAGCAACAUCUGGGCAGUGCGUGGGAUCUCCCUGGCUGUCCUGCUGGGACUGCUGGGCAUCAACCUGACUGGGGUGAAGUGGAUCAUUAGGCUCCAGCUCCUGCUGCUCUUCCUACUGGCUGUCUCAACACUAGACUUUGUCAUCGGGUCCUUUACACACCUUGAUCCAGAACAUGGCUUCGUUGGCUACUCUGAAGAGCUUAUGUUCAACAACACACUGCCAGACUACAGCCAAGGGGAGUCCUUCUUCACCGUUUUUGGAGUGUUUUUCCCAGCUGCCACAGGUGUGAUGGCUGGGUUCAAUAUGAGUGGAGAUCUCCAGAAGCCUGCUACAAACAUCCCCCUGGGGUCUCUGGCUGCUAUUGGCACCUCGUGGUUUCUGUACAUGGUCUUUGUUUUUUUGCUGGGAGCCAUUUGUACCCGUCAGUCGCUUCGCUAUGACUUCAUGAUAGCAGAGAAGGUAUCCUUGGUGGGUUUCUUGUUUCUGCUAGGGUUGUACAUCUCAUCAUUGGCCUCCUGUAUGGGAGGGCUAUAUGGAGCCCCCAGGAUCCUGCAGUGCAUUGCCCAGGAGAAUGUGAUCCCCAGGCUUGCUUUCCUUGGACAUGGGAAAGGACCCAACAAGACUCCAGUGGCUGCGAUUUGCUUGACGAGUCUCAUCACCAUGGCUUUUGUCUUCAUUGGGCAAGUGAACGUUCUUGCUCCCAUAGUCACCAUCAACUUCAUGUUGACAUAUAUUGCUGUAGACUAUUCCUAUUUCUCAGUCUCCUUGAGCUACAACAUUCAGCAGAAACCUGACAAGACCCAAGUGGAAAAUGCUAGACCUGCUCACCCUUCACAGCCUUUAAUUUUCAACAAGCCCUCUAGCCAUGCAGCAGAUGGAAUAAUUCAAAGCAGAUCAAAUGGCACCUUGCUGGAAUUCUCAAAAGACAUGGACCAGCUUUUUAAACCAUUUUGUAGUGAGCCAGGUGCUUGCAAAAAUGAAGCAGCCAAGAAUUUAACCCAAAAGGUCAAACAAAAGAAGGCAAAGAAGCCAGCCAAGCAGACAUUACAAGACAGCUUUCUGCUGGAUCUCCAUCAUGAUACUCCCUCAGCUCAGUACGGCUGGGAUGAGACCAUAGAGUCCCACAAUGACACGUGUGAGGACCUGGCUAAGCAGGGCUGUCGGUAUGAUGCAGGUCCAUGCUCAUCAUCCCCUGUGGAUGCCCAGCGGACAACCAGGCUGCUGGAGCAGGGAGAGCAGCUCUGCAGUGAAGUGCCAGUGCUCUCCAGCCAGAGAGGAGCAGAAUCAUCUAUAAAGCAACAAAAUCCAGAGCUGGGAAUUCAACAGUUACCAGAAUCUUUGUACUCCAGAUUCUGCAAUCACUGGGUUUCCUUUGCUGGUGUGAUCGUGUCCCUCAUCAUAAUGUUUGUGAUUCAGUGGAUCUACACCCUUGUCAGCCUGGGUGCAGCAGUUAUUGUGUAUUUCUACAUUGGCCAAGUGAGCCCAGGACUCCCCCUUGGAGCAGCAGCGAAUUUCAGCUUCUUUGGCUGGAUUAAGUCAGUUUUGAUCACCUUGUGCAGAAGAAGGCCAUCUCCCAAGGAGCAGAUCGUGGUGACACCGUCCUUUGCAACAGUUGGCAUGGAGACCACACAGCUCACCGAGGAGAAUGCAGACUUCGCCUCACGGGACCGCUAUCACCAGUCCUCACUUAUCAGCAGAGAGGAGUUUGGGAAUCGUUUCCAUUAAAGGACACAGAAAAGAAAUCAAGCCGUCACUUCAAAAAGCAUUUGGAAAUGACAGUGGCUGCCACAGUGCCAUGUGAAAUACUUGAAUAUAUAUGAAAAGGAUGUGAAAGGUUAUUCAUAUAUUUGAGGCUCGUUUGUUUAUGCAAACUACAGCCUUGCUGGGUUUCAAAUCUUAUCCAAAAUGGGAAAAAAAAUGCAAAUGAAAGAGCCAUUCCAGGGAAGUGAUGAGUUACUGAGGACAAUAUAAUCCUGUUAAAGAAUUCAAUUAUAAGCGCUAUUGAGCUCUAAAGAUCAUUGCUGCUGUAAAAGCGUGCAACACCCCAUUUCAGAUGUCCUCUGGGUGACCAAGGACGCUUUAUGCCUGACAGUGGUGACCUCACCAGCAGGAGCCAGUGCCCCAUACCCAGCUGUGUGCAAUGGAUGGAUGCAGCCUUCCAGGUCAAUUCACUUCUCUCAGCAUGAAUUUGCCUGCUUCUGAUACAGUAAUUUUCUACCUCAGCAUUUCAAUAACUAAGGCCUUAGAAAGUACUUUAAGGCAUUAGACAAUAGGCCGGAAUCAGUGGCAAGUAAUUACGAAAUACAUUCACAACUGGAAUUGCACAUUUAAAUGCAGUAAUGCAGUAUAAUGACCUCUACUGUAAAACUGUGAAAUUAUGUCUUAGCAGCUGUUCAUAGUGAUUUCCCACAUCUUUUCAGAUGUGAUAGCUGGGACCUGACAGCGUAGCUGGGUCCAAAUAGAGUACCUCUUGGCUGAAGGAGUAGACGGUUCAGAAGUGCCUUAACAAAAUAUGUUUAGCCUCAUCUUUACUUAAAGCCUAUCCCAUAAUGAGCUCCUACAAGGAGCCAUUCCUCCUGCUGAUGUGAUUUGGGAUUUGCAGAGAUUCAUAUGGGGAUUUCCUGUGCAGACCUGUGUGUGAGCAGUUGCUGUGGGGCAAGGUCUAAUAUGGACACCCCUAUCACUGUCGCUUCUGCUUCCCAGGGAAAAACCCCUCUGUUGAGAGCUGUUCUGCCUGCAGGCAGCAGUCUUGGCAGGGACUUACAGAGGUGCAAGAGAGGGGUCUGGGUUGAGGCAUGCCACAGCACCACAAAUCAGUUCUGAUGCUACCAGGAGGGGGAAAUCUCCGCCUUUCCCUUUGUUUCAUCUCUAAUUGUUUCAGCCUUUAGAUUAUUUAGAUUAUUAGUUUAUUUAUUUCUCUUUCUGUGCAAUAAAAG
Messenger RNA from Melopsittacus undulatus (budgerigar), 3547 nucleotides. RefSeq names its product solute carrier family 12 member 8 (gene SLC12A8). The transcript is spliced from 13 exons. The record is from RefSeq and is a predicted model, not a curated record. The coding region runs from base 141 to 2336 and encodes 731 amino acids. Gene Ontology annotation, molecular function: potassium:chloride symporter activity. Gene Ontology annotation, cellular component: membrane. NCBI's taxonomy places the organism in Eukaryota, Metazoa, Chordata, Aves, Psittaciformes, Psittaculidae. Gene Ontology annotation, biological process: cell volume homeostasis; chloride ion homeostasis; potassium ion homeostasis.